Messenger RNA from Labrus bergylta (ballan wrasse), 5681 nucleotides. The record is from RefSeq and is a predicted model, not a curated record. NCBI's taxonomy places the organism in Eukaryota, Metazoa, Chordata, Actinopteri, Labriformes, Labridae.
UCUUUAGGAGCCAAAUGGGCACCAGCUGCAUUAAUCAUCAGGAGAUUUAGCAUUUAUCAUAUUGAGAAAAUGUCUAAUUAUUAAGUUAGACAAUGCUAUUGUUAAACAAACACAUGGUCUCUAUGGCACUGUGAAGGUUCCAGUUUAUUUCAGCAUAUGCCAGAUACAUAUUUAUUAAAAGAGAUAAUGAGUAAACAAGCCAGCAGAAAAAAGGUGACUUGUAUAGUUAGACACUUGUGUUCUCAAAGCAGACUGAAGUGGUGACAUCAAUGAAAGCCUUGUUCAAGCUGGUGGAGGUGAGUCAGCUGAGCCCCCGCCUGGACGGCACACUGUCUCACAGCCCCUGUGACUGGAUGGAGCUGCACAAGAAACUCUUCCCAUUUGUGUCUGAUCUGUAUGAGGCGUCCAGCCUCCUACUGAGAGCCAUCAGUAAGUUAGAGGUGCCACACAGGACGGACAGUGUGCAGACUGUACAGCAGUGCAUGAUGGACCAAAGGACUCUGAUGCGGGAUGUUCUGGAGGACAGCCGAUUGGUCGGCCUGCAAAGGGAGGGUGGGGCAAUGUUGGCGAGGCUGAGGAAGGAGAGUGACCUCAAGUACCCCGACUGCGAGGACCUCAGUGAUGCAGUGGACUCAGUGACUAGCUUAUACAACCAAGUGGAGGAGCAGGCUCAUGUGCUCGUGCAGAGGUCCAACUUCUCACUGGAGCACCUGGAGUAUCUGCUGCAACUCAGAGAGAUGGAGGGACACUUCAUGCAGAUGCAACAGUGGUUAAAAGUAGAGGGAGAGCGACACCUGCUGGAAGCUGCAUCAGUGGAAGACUCUGGAGACAGAAUGGAGCAGAUCCUCAACAGCUUCACUGGUUUCCUUAUUGAAGCAAACGACCGAAGGCAGCAUGCCAUGACUUUAGUGUCAGAGGCAGAGCGACUCCAGCAGAUUGGGUGCUCCUACCCAGAGACAGAGUUGUUCUGGUCUCUAGUCUGCAACUUCAAGACAGGCCUGGAAGGCUUUCUCUGUAGGGCUGAGGCAUGUGGCAGGGAGCUGCAGAUCAUGGUCAACGUGUGUGAUUUUUGUGAGCAGGCUACAGCUCUGGCGAGUGAAUGCAUGGAGUACCUGGACCAGAGUCACUCCAGAAAUCACACCAUGAAAGACCUUGACGGAACUUCAUCGCCUGUCAAUCAAGCGAACACUCAGUCAAUACAACACCAAAAUCAAGAGUCCGGACCAAGCUCAGCACACUUUUCCCCGUCUUAUACGCAUGCAGCACAUGGCUCAGGCCCAACAUCAGAAAAUGACGGCUCCAUCCUCCAGAUUUUCCAAGACAAGUUCCUACAGUUCAGCCCAGAGAGAUUUCAGGAGGUGAAGGCCCAGGCCAGCUCCCUGCAGGGCUCCAGGGGGAUGGGAGUAUGGAAUAUAGCCUGGCUCAGAUGUCAGGAGGCCAGGCAGCAGCUUCAGGAGAGGCUGCAGGAGGUGGACGAAGUUUUCCAUCAACAACCAGAUUCCAGCAGCUGGAAUGAACAUCAUUAUAUUGAUGUGGUGAGCACUAAUGUCCAGACACUUCCCCCUGGUGGCAGGAAUCUGGUGGUACAAUCAACACCAGGGCCUGGACACUCGCAGUGGGAGGGCAUCAUAACAGGAGCAGUGGAUUUAGGGAAGAGAAGGCCCAUUUUGGGCAGCAGCAGCACUAAUUCAACACCUUUAGCCUGCUGUAACAUCAAUGUCAAACCUGAGGAUAGCAGUGAUGCUGGAACCAGCCAGGGUUCAAAGACCACUCCACAGUCACCUCAGAGUAACAGGACAGCAAGGAGAACAGAAAGAGAGACGAGGAGGAGACAGGCAAGCAGAGCCAGGAGUGAGAGAGAUGCUGCUGCCCUGUCCCAGUCCCACACCGUCGGAUGCCAGUGGUUUCCAUGGGGACGGGGUCUUGGAGUGAGAUCUGUGAGCCAGGACUCUUGCGCCACAAGGGUAGCAAAGGCAGAGUCUUCCACUCCUCCAGAGCAGCGGGUUCGAUCCCCGUCAUCCUGCUCCCACCACGGUCAGCCAUCUUGUCGGAUCCUUCAGGAAGCUCAGAAGUUCCAAAUCUCACGGCAUGGGAGCUUCUGCUCUGAAGAUUCCUGCAUGAGCGACCGGGCCACUGCAGGGGGUGAUGGGACUUUGUGCUGCAAACACUCCAGCCUGCCUAUUGGGAGAUAUGAGGGGGUGUUUUGUUUGGCAAAUCCUCAGGAGAGUGCCAGCAAUGCCCUGAGGCUGCAGCGUGUCCUGGAGGAGCUGGUGUUUACAGAGAGGGAGUAUGUCCGCUCGCUUGGUUACAUCCUGACCCACUACCUCCCCCUGCUGGACAGACCAGACAUUCCCCAGGAACUCAGAGGGAAGCGAGGUAUCAUCUUUGGCAACCUUGAGAAGCUUUACGACUUCCACAGCCACUACUUCCUGCCGGAGCUGGAGGCCUGUCAGAUGGAGCCUGCCAUGGCGGCCCGCUGCUUCCUCAGACAUAGUGACAGUUUUGGCCUGUACGCUCUAUACAGCAAGAACAAACCUCAGUCAGAUGCCCUGAUCUUGCAUCGUCGCCAUGACAUCUUCAAGAAGAAGCAGCAGGAGCUUGGAGAUAUGAUGGACCUGUCGUCCUACCUGCUGAGGCCCAUCCAGAGAAUCAGCAAAUACAGCCUCCUGCUGCAGGACAUGCUGGCCCUGGCUGGCUCAUACAGGCCAAAAGACAUGAUCAAGGACACACUGCACGCAACAAGUGUAUGUGCACAAAGUGUGUGUGGCCCUGGUGCAUUUGUGCCCGAUCUGACGAGCAGUGAGAGGGAGCGGGAGAAGGCUGAGAUCCAAUCAGCUGCAGACCUGGUUCGGUUUCAGAUGCGUCACGGCAAUGAUUUGCUCACCAUGGAUGCCAUCCAAGAGUGUGAUGUAAAUCUACAAGAGCAGGGUCAGCUGGUUCGCCAGGACGAGUUCACGGUUCUCUUCAGGAAAAAGAAAUGUACCCGUCGUGUCUUUCUCUUUGAAGACCUCAUCCUCUUCAGCAAGACCAAGAAGACAGAUAUUGGCAACGAUGUGUAUGUCUACAAGCAAUCAUUCAAGACAAGCGACAUCGGGAUGACCCACAACUCAAGUUUGAGUGGUUUGUGUUUUGAGAUAUGGUUCCGCAGGAGGAAAAGGGACGACACUUACACCCUGAAGGCCUCCAGCGUGGAGGUAAAGAAAGCAUGGACCACGGACCUGGAGAGGAUUCUGUGGGAUCAGGCCACUCACAAUCGAGAGAUGCGUUUGCAGGAGAGGGUGUUUAUGGGAAUGGGCCGCAAACCAUUCAUGGACAUUCAGCCCAGUGAUGCUGCUAUCUGUGACCGAGCCGUCAGCUGUGUCCUCCCCGGGAGAAUCCCUGUGGCCUGUUGUUCACACAGGGGCAUAGAAUAUCCACGGCCACACUCCAUUGGCUCGGGUAGCACCGCCUCAACCACCAUCAGCCAAUCAUCUUCCUCCUCUGGACGGGGCUCACUGCCCCCUGCAGGUUACCCUGGGAACCAGUCACAAGGAGUGGAGUCAAGUCCUGCUGGCUGUUCCUCCCUUGAGGCUGACAAUGAAGUGAACAAUCAUCAUCUCCAUCAGCAUCAUCUUUAUUGUAACUGUGAACAAUGGAAAACUCCUCAUCCUCUGGUGGACAGCACUGGAUCAUCUGGAGAAUGCAUUGACCUCCUCAGCAGCUCAGAACGCAGCCGCCUGUCUGCCAUCAGUGGAGAAGUAGUGGACGACUCCUCUUCCUUUCUCUCCCAGAGGUCUAAGCAGCACCCUCCACUUUGUCGGACCUCCAGUAUGAGUAAAAACGGCUCACCAGCUGUAACAGGAAGAAAAACAGGUGUUGCCCCUAUACCUCCACAUCUGGCUAAUGUUCAGAUACAGGGUGAUGAUAUCAUAAUUGGAAAAUCUACAGAAGUUUAACACUUUGUUUCCUGAUGAAGAUCAUAUGUCCACUGGAACUUCCCAGCCUUGUUGGAGAUCUUCAGACCAAUCAGACUGAGUAAAAAAACCCUUGUCUUGUAACAAAGAAGAGAAGAGACUGCUACGUGGGUGAAAUGGUUAACAGCUAACAGAGUGAGAUAUGUACACCCAUCUGAGAAAGCACUUUUUCAUUGCACUUUUUGCAAUGAUGUGCAAUAUCUGAUGGGUUCACUUAAAUUAAGCCAAUCAACCAAACUAACUGGGUGUUUUUCCAGGUUUAACUGUCUCUCAGGUCAGAUUUAGCCCACAUGUUCUGAGUCUAUGAGCUGUGCUGCAAUGAGAAACCAAUAGUUUUGGUCAAAGGAUACAUUUAAAUACAUUUAUUUUGAUGUGUCAGCUUUUCAGCCUAAGGUAUUUUUGAAGAAUAAUUGAUUAUGUUUACUACUGUCAUAGAAGUCAGUAACUAAAGUGGAACAAUCAUACCUGACCAGCAUCUGUAUUCAAGAGCAGAGAAACCACCUCAGUCCAGUGAUACAGAAUGCUUCUCUCUUUGUUUUACACUCAUUAUUAUUCAUUAGCUGUAAAAGUGUUGCUGAAGAAGCAGUUUUUAGAUAUUUUUUUUCAAACAGGACAACUUUGUUUUGGUUACAAGAUGACAUGGGAAACAUAAUGCAGUGCCAAUACACAGUUCUAAUAACUUAUGAAAAGGGAGAGACCACUGGCUUGUACUACUUGUAUUGGUUGUACAGGCAAACACCACUAACUGUUAUUUAGGGUCAACUAAUGGUUCUCCACUUCUUAGUGUUCCAGCUUCUGCUCCUUUAUGACAAGCAAAGGAAGGUAUUUCUUUUCAUUUAUUUGAUCGAUGAGUUAUGCCAUUCUUGUCAUUCUUCUGUGAAUUUAUUGCUGUGCAAACAGCGUUCAUGAUCUUGAAUAAUCUUGAGGCCAAAGGGUCAAUGUGUGUUAAAUGUACUUAAAAUCCACUCAUUUUUAUGACACUACUUAUACAUUUGUUGUUUUGUGUGCUAUCAUCUUUUCUAUUGGUUACUUCCUUAUCUUGUUAAUGUCUUUAUUUAUUCUGUUAUUUUUUUAUACAAAAUACGGGGUCAAUGCCAUUUUUGUAGUCUUGAUUUUUUCUUGAUUUUUUUCUUUCUUGCUUGCUUUCUUUCUGAAUAUUUAUUUUUCUUACGGAGAUGUUUCACUUCAGUGUCCUUCCUCUGAACUCUGUGCUACCGUUGGAGAAUGACGAGACAGAUUGCAGUAACAUACAUGGCAUCAGCCUGUGACAAUGUUUUACUUCUUUAUUCCUCAGAAUGACAGCCAUUGACAAUGUUUACAACAGCACACUCUGUUUAUCUGUCCUUUAAGUUUAUUUAGAAAUGUAACAGUGAGUACAUACUCUGAUCAAAUGUCAUCAUAUGUGGACUCUGUUCAACUUGUCAGUUCCUUGCAUCUGUUCAACAAAUAAGAAAAAAAAAAGUUCAUGACCUGUUGGCGAUAACUGACAUCCUAAAACUGAAGUGUCAUCAGUCUGAGCUGAAAGUGAGAAAUGUGUUGAGUAACUUUUAGAAUACUAGCAAAACAAGAAAAAUGAAUAAAACUGUAUAGAUUGUUUGGAUUUUAUAAAUGUAAUAUAUCUACUCUAUAUGUCUGACUCAUUUCAAUAAAACAUUUUGUUACGAUUUCAUUAUAAAGUCAUACACCAAAUGUUAAAGACAAAUAAUAAAUACGUAAUUUAUGAACACA